AUGGCUUCCGAUGGCAUCACACCCAGAGAUGUUUGUGUUGUUGGGGUUGCACGCACCCCUAUUGGCAGUUUCCUUGGUGCAUUGUCUUCCUUGCCUGCGACGAAACUUGGCUCUAUAGCAAUUCAAGCUGCUCUGGAAAGAGCAAACGUGGAUCCAGCUCUUGUGCAGGAGGUCUACUUCGGAAAUGUCUUGAGUGCUAAUUUGGGGCAAGCUCCUGCAAGACAAGCUGCUCUGGGUGCCGGGAUACCAAACUCUGUUGUUUGCACCACUAUUAACAAAGUCUGCGCAUCUGGCAUGAAAGCUACUAUGUUUGCAGCACAGUCAAUUCAACUGGGUAUCAAUGAUAUUGUUGUGGCAGGUGGCAUGGAAAGCAUGUCCAAUGCCCCAAAGUACAUUGCUGAAGCUAGGAAGGGUUCUCGUUUUGGACAUGACACACUUGUUGAUGCCAUGCUUAAGGAUGGUCUUUGGGAUGUAUACAAUGAUUGUGCCAUGGGAAUGUGUGCUGAGCUUUGUGCUGACAAUCAUGCACUCACAAGAGAAGACCAGGAUGCAUUUUCUAUCCGAAGCAACGAACGUGGAAUUGCAGCUCGUGACAGUGGUGCUUUUGCAUGGGAGAUUGUUCCAGUUGAAGUUCCUGUUGGUAGAGGAAAACCACCAACGCUCGUUGAGAAAGAUGAAAGCCUAGACAAGUUUGACCCAGUAAAGCUAAAGAAACUUCGCCCAAGUUUCAAGGAGAAUUGUGGUACCGUUACAGCUGGAAAUGCUUCUAGUAUAAGUGAUGGAGCUGCUGCAUUAGCUUUGGUGAGUGGGCAGAAGGCUCAAGAGCUUGGCCUGCAAGUCCUUGCAAGGAUCAAAGGAUAUGCUGAUGCAGCUCAAGCUCCUGAGCUUUUUACAACCACUCCAGCACUUGCCAUACCAAAGGCUAUCACAAAUGCUGGAUUAGAGUCAUCCCAUGUUGAUUUCUAUGAGAUUAAUGAAGCCUUUUCGGCUGUUGCACUUGCAAAUCAAAAGCUCCUUGGAAUUCCUUCAGAAAAGACUAAUGUUCAUGGUGGAGCUGUAUCUUUAGGACAUCCUCUUGGGUGCAGUGGUGCUCGCAUUUUGGUUACUCUUCUUGGUGUUCUGAGGGCAAAGAGUGGCAAGAUUGGAGUUGCUGGUGUCUGCAACGGUGGAGGCGGAGCAUCAGCUCUUGUUGUCGAGCUUGCAUGA
Zea mays is the source of this 1206-nucleotide messenger RNA. Its product is annotated as acetyl-CoA acetyltransferase, cytosolic 1. Gene Ontology annotation, cellular component: mitochondrion. Lineage: Eukaryota; Viridiplantae; Streptophyta; Magnoliopsida; Poales; Poaceae. The transcript has 13 exons. The coding region runs from base 1 to 1206 and encodes 401 amino acids. Gene Ontology annotation, biological process: fatty acid beta-oxidation. Gene Ontology annotation, molecular function: acetyl-CoA C-acetyltransferase activity. The record is from RefSeq and is a predicted model, not a curated record.